ACCGAAGAAGAAGGAAGAGGCGGAAGUAGACAUGUUUUAGCCACAUUGUGGCAUUGUGUGUGUCACGGAAUGGCGCGUCUGUAGUUUCGGAGGUUUAUGUAAACUCAAAGCUGAACUCGUCUGGGCAUUAACUGAGGGGCCUCUAGAUUUUAUCAAGAUGUCGGCGGAUGAUUUUCAGUCGAAGUAUGCCUCCGUCAUGGAGAGUAUGUUGAAGAGCGCCAUCGCGGAGACGACGAAACUUUUUGAAAACAUGGUGGAUGAGCUGAAGGAAGAAAUUUCCAAGAUCAAGAAGGAGAACGAGGACCUGAAAACGAGAUGUUACCAAUAUGAGACUGCCAAAAGCCAACCGGUUUCUCACACAGGAGAAAGUCACUCUGUUACAGAACCAGGCGAUGCCUCUGAGAAAUGCGACACCGCUAUACAGUGUGAUCUUGUUCCUUGCCGAACAAUUCUGGUGGAGGAAUGUGAACCAUUAAUGCGCACAGAACUGGAAAGGCACGGUCAGCAAUGCAACCAUAAGUGGAACAACUACAGUUUACAAGAGCACAACUAUGUCAGUUAUAGAGACAGAAAUUCUCAGAUGGAGUUUGUAGUUGUCAAGGAAGAGUCCCAGUUCAAGCAAGAAGAUGAUGACCCUGAAUUUGAAUCAGGUUCAUUUGGGGCUUCUGUUGGUGGAGCUCCAAUUGGAAGACCAAACUUAAACAAUUCUUCAACUGCCCAAAUAACAGUACCUCAGAAAAUGAACAAUCCGGUGGUUUUACAUUUGCCCUGUUUAGAAACUGAAAGUUCACAGGUAACACGCAACCAGUCCACUGGCAUGCAGCAGUCCUUGGUUAUUUCACUUAAAGAUGCCCUGAGGGACGAUAUUAAGGAAGAGUCGGAAAUAGUGGAAGUGGCAAAACAAGGACUCGCAACAUCUGAGGGCAAACAAAUGGUUCCUCACACGGACAGUGGAAUAACACAUAAUAAGCAAACCCAUUUAGAGUCUGCAUCAGUCAACGCAAACAUGGCAGGUGAAGAAUUAAACAAAGAAGUCCCUGAAGGGGAAGAUAAUUCCAAGCCCAAAUCUUCUACAGGUCGCAAAAGAGGACGCCCACCAAAGAAAACUAGGCAAAAACAAGCUCUUCCUACUUCAACAGAUAAAGAUCCAAAACACCAGGUGGACUUAAAGACAAAGGAGAUGACGCGUUCUUCACCAUCAUUGGUGACUUCAUCUGUCAUGAGUUCAUCAAUCAGAGAGAGUGCAGAUACUUCUUUGAAAGACAACAUCAUAGAUGUUGAAUCUUUGAGUUGCAGCUUUUCCUCUGGAGAGCAACCCACAUUUGAAUUGCAAGAGCAUUGCCCAGAAGUCAAAAAAGACAUGACAGCAGAUAAAACACCAACCACCUCAUUGGCUGUACCACUACAAGCAUCUUCAGGUUUGCUCAAAGCUUGCCAGACUUCGGUUAGCCUUCAGGAUGCCUUGCUGCUCGUUGAAGCUAUGAAUCAGUCAACUUUGGAAAAGAUUGAUCUCCCAUUAAAAGUCACAUCACAGCCUCAGAUCAUGUCCAGUUCUGUUUCUUCUGUGAGUUCCUUCAAAGCAGUAGUUGAGACCCCAACAGUGCAACAGAUGGCUCCUGUUGAAACUCUGUUCAUGUCGACUAAGACAUCAUCUGCGUCUGCCGAUUUAACAGCUCCCUCUUCAUCAAAAGUAGACCUUCAAAAUGCUGUCGUCACGCUACAACCAUCACAGUUGCCUCCAAGUUGUACUACAUCAUCAUCUUUGUCGUCGGCUUCUGCUACUCAGACUGUCAUAAAGUCACUGCCGCUUCCUCUGAUCCAUAGGCCAGCACCCAAUAAAGGGCCUCGUACAAUAAUUAUUCUCCCAAGACCUUCUCUUACAUCUGAUAUUACCAAAGCAGGGUCUCAAACCCCACGUUCUCCAGUUAAACCAGCAACUUUGAACAAAAGUUAUCUACCUCCAUUAUCUACAGCAGCUACGCCUCCCCUUUCUUCAGUUUCCAAAAAAACUAUUAAAGUUGUCUACAGGAAGCAGGAUCCUGUCAUGUCUUUACAGUCAAGCACCAUCUUUACAGAUCAUCAGUAUGUGGCACCUCAAACAAUAACUAUUGUUUCAAAAGCGAUGCCAUCUGGAGUCUCCAGAGAACCUGAGACGAUUGCUCUUGCAGCAAGCCUGGAUGACAAGGAAUUUGUUGCUCCUGUUAAUCCAGAAUCAUCAGAACGCUUGAUGUCUGAGUUACAAGAAUCAAGUUCAUCUUAUUCAGGUCAUGCAACAUUAUCUAAAAAAUUAUACAGCACAACUGACAACCUCAACUCUUCUGGACAAAUUAGCUCUAAUGCUAAAAGUACAAUAGCUUCCAUUCAAGAACAUUCAGGUUCAGAAUUUCCAGCUGAUGGAGUACCACCAUCGGUAUCUUCGGCUUUAACCCAAGCUACUGAGCGCAAACUCAGAGCAGUGGUCAGAUUAACUCGACUCCCGUUGUCCAUUUCCACCAAAGAAUCGGUCUUAAUCUCAACGUUGGUAUCCAAAGGUAUCGUACAAGAAAAGUCAUCAUAUGCUCAUGUCUCAGAUGAGGCAGAUCGACUAACUCCUGAUUUGGAACAGGACAUUUUAUGCAGUGACAUGGAGGACGAACAAGAAUGUCCUUUCAUAACACAGGAGGACACAUCUGACCCACAUGUUCAGAUGAGUAAAGCUCAGUUUCUAGCCAAACUCUCUGUGUCACCUUUGGAAAAUGAGUCCAACGUUAAUGAAAUUUCAAAUGCCAAAUCCAUUGUUUCCCGUCUACGUAGUCAUCUGCAGGCUCAUGUGGAAGCAAAAAGAAGUUCGACAAAACAGGUUGCAGGAGAAGAAAUGUGGACUGAGAACAAAAACAAGAAACCACAGUUAAUUGUUCAAGACUCAACCAAAAUACCAGCUCGAGCUCUUUAUAUUGUCUCUCCAAGUAAGAUUGCUUGUAUGCAGAGUUUAGGACUUCACAAGGGUGGUGGUGAACUAAGUGGUACUUCUAGAAUGUCAGGAUCUACAAAAGAAUCACCUAAUGUGGUUUUUAAGAAGCACUGCUCAGGUAGACGUAGUGUUAUGAAGUCUAUAUCUGGAAGUCAAAGGCAGUUGAGCCCUCCAAAAGAAAGUACAAGCAUAAAUGUAACUAAAUCAACUUCUGUGAGCCCAAAGAAGCCCCCUUCAAAUGAAAAUGAUGCAAUUUCACUAGUUAAAAGGUCCAGUUCUGUCAGUCCCAAGAGACCCACUUAUAUAAGUUUUAAAAUAACAGGAAAUGAUUCUACCCCUAUAAGUGCAAAAUCCAAUUCACUGAGUCCUAGGAGGUUAAGCAAAGUAUCUUCUAGUCCCGAAAAAAGAAAAUCUAGUGCAGAUGAAAACAACUCAAGCCCCGAGAUGUCGAGCACCCAAAGUUGUUCUACAUCACCUAAAUCCAACCCCAAGACAAAAUCCAUGAAAAGGGAAUACAGUCCUUUCACUCCUAGGAGGUAUAUUGUAACUGCAGACAGUUCUAUUACUGAGAUAACUAAGAGUGAACCUGAAUCCCCCAGUCCAAAGUGUCUUAAAAUGGCAAAAAAUGAUCCUAGUCCCUCAAUGACUGUAGAAUCCAAUCCUAAGAAACCCAGACAACUUCAAGGCCAUUGUGGUCGGAAAACAAACCAUAAAGUUGCAAGUGCCAAGAAAUUGACCAAUGCAGCUAAAGGUAGGAGAAGAGUUGGGAAGAAAAGAGGUAGCUAUAAAAAGAAAAAGCUGGAGUUACCAGUGAUUUCAUCAGGGGUUGUGAAGAAGUGGCGAGCUAAAGUGUGGUAUCCUCCUAUGCUUCCGCCCAAUGAAAAACCCAUGACGGACAUAAUAAGGCCACCACCUCUAAAGGUAGAAUACAGAAUUCCAGAUAUACCCCUUAGUGCACCACCUAUUGUGUCACCCUUACAGCCAUUGGCUGUCAUCGGCAGGCAUCUGCUGAGGAAUCAGUGUGGAGAAUGCGGCCGUGUUUUUAGCAACAGCAAUGCACUUGAGAGCCAUGUCAGUCUCCAUAGAAUAUACCGGCCUUUCUCCUGUAAACUCUGUGGGAAGUACUUCCCAGACUCCAAGACUUUUAAACGCCACGAUCGGGUACAUCGCAACGGCAGGAUUCACGUCUGCCAACAUUGCGGGAAGGGCUUUGUUUAUCGUUUUGGUCUAAGCAAACACAUCCAAAUGGUCCAUGGCAGGAUAAGACCUUUUAUCUGCCAGGUAUGCGGCAACGGCUUCUACACCAAACGGGAUGUAGAAAUCCACAUACGGAUCCACACUGGAGAGAAACCUUUCCAAUGCCACAUCUGUGAAAGGAGAUUUACAAGGAAAGUGGAGUUGAAUGUGCAUUUGCGGUGGCACAAUGGAGAAAAGAGACACUGGUGUCAAUAUUGUGGUAAAGGAUUUUUAGAUUACAACAACCUGAAGAGACACAGAUAUACCCACACUGGGGAGAAACCAUAUUCCUGCCCACACUGCCCCAAGAACUUCACUCAGACUGGUCACCUGAAAAAGCACGUUAAAACUGUGCAUAAAAAAUAAAAUGUUUUUUAUGCACAAAAUAAAAUGUUUUUUAUGCAUGUAAAAACAUUUUUUACAUGCAUCAAAAAUGUUUUAUGCAUGUAAGGGUUUGGGAAAAUAAAACAAAAAUGGCAAAGUGUAUAAUGUGAACAUAGAUGCAUUGACGAGCCCUUAAAUUCCAAUAGAAUUUGCACAAAAUAGAUGCAUCUUUUAGAAGAUAGGUUGAUAUCUUAUUUUUUUUAAAACUGUUAUAUCUGGCACAGUGUGCUUUUUAUAGUGUAGCAAGAAAAAACUUGUUGGUAUCUUUGCUGUUUAAAAUAAUUAAUCUGGAAUUUAAAGACAAAGUUAUGCAAACUUGUGCUUUUUUAUUUUGCGGUGGGAAAGUAGCUGGUUUUACUUAAUUUGUGAGUAACAAUUACCAGAUUUGUGGUAACCCUUUUUUUUAUUAUUGCUUGCCAUAGCUUUGAAGGAGUAUGUCAUAGGAAAAUUAUCUAUUACAUACUGAAUGCUUUGUAAAUUUCCAAGAGUCUGCAAGUUGUAGCUCUUAGAUGAUUGUUUUAAAUUAUCCAGUGACAAGUAUUUGACUCGCUCUCCCGUAACCUCACACACACAAUUAAAAUAUUUAACAAGACUUAAUGCAACAUUGGCAUUUGAACCAGCAGUGAGUGCAUUGUUUAUCUAAAUAUAAUUAUUUUUAUUUAAGAGAAUUUUUUAAUAUUGUAAUUUGUUUCAUUAUGUAGCUUUGUCAGGCUUAAUGUUAGACUCUUGAAUUGACUUGCUUUUACAGUAAUUCAAUACAAGUAUGUAAGCACUUAAUGUAUCAACAUCAGAAGAGCUGUAAAUGUUUUUUUGCUUCAUCUCCUGUUUACACUGCUCAUGGCAAUAAUUUUUUUAUAAACGGCUUUUAAUUCAUUUCGAUAUCAGGUUAUGAACAGUUUGAGCAGAAAAAAAGUGUUGUGAUAUCAGUGUGUGAUUUUGAGCAUGCUUUAAGUUUAUUUUGACUUCAUUUCAUGCCUUAGUUGAACUUUUUUGUUGAACAGGAAAAAGAAGCACUUCGGCAAUGCUUCAGUGUCUGCUGAUUGAGGCAAAGAAGAAAGCAGAAAAGUAUUAAAUUUAAUCCUAUGAUUACUGUUGCAUUGCAAAAGUAGUAAUACUUUACUAAUUGCCUAAGUUUUUUUUGUUUUGUUUUUUUCAGUGCACAAGAUAUUAAAAUGUUUUAAAACAUUCGAUAUGUAAGUUAUGGAAGACUGCUGUAUAUAUUGUAAAGUUACUGAUUUCUGUCAAUUUCAGAUGGAUAUUUUGUUUGAAGAAAUAAUAAAUGUCUUUUACAAAAGUCUAAG
Messenger RNA from Gambusia affinis (western mosquitofish), 5871 nucleotides. RefSeq lists its product as uncharacterized. The coding region runs from base 158 to 4552 and encodes 1464 amino acids. Gene Ontology annotation, molecular function: RNA polymerase II cis-regulatory region sequence-specific DNA binding; DNA-binding transcription factor activity. Gene Ontology annotation, biological process: regulation of transcription by RNA polymerase II. NCBI's taxonomy places the organism in Eukaryota, Metazoa, Chordata, Actinopteri, Cyprinodontiformes, Poeciliidae. The record is from RefSeq and is a predicted model, not a curated record. The transcript is spliced from 6 exons.